Molecule: messenger RNA, 2289 nt
Organism: Pieris rapae (cabbage white)
Lineage: Eukaryota; Metazoa; Arthropoda; Insecta; Lepidoptera; Pieridae
Product: L-threonine ammonia-lyase
Exons: 9
Coding region: 189-1478 (429 amino acids)
Biological process (GO): L-threonine catabolic process; L-serine catabolic process
Molecular function (GO): threonine deaminase activity; L-serine ammonia-lyase activity
Source: RefSeq, a predicted model, not a curated record
UUUCAACCAGUUAAUAAAAUAAAUAAAAAUUGAGUGAAGGACAUUCAGUUGUGAUUAGGGAACUGUACUGACCGGUCAUUUGAUAAUAAUAUCUCGAAAUUGUGUUUUAAUUUACCGCUUUUCGCAACUACUAAAUAUGGAACGCUAUGACUGCUUCGAGCCAGUAAGAAACGAUAGAGUUUGAUCCUAUGUGCGAUCAGGAUAAUCCUCAAAAAAUAUCCUUUGAGGAUGUAUCAGCGGCUGCGUUCAGAAUUCAAAGUGGGAUUGUUAAGACGCCAUGCGUGAAAUCUCACAUGUCAAACAUAUAUGGUAUGGACAUAUUCCUCAAAAAUGACUUUCUGCAGUACACUGGGAGCUUUAAAGAACGCGGUGCUCGUAACGCAUUGCUCUUACUUCCGCCGGAAGCCAAAACUCGUGGUGUGAUUUCCGCAUCCCUUGGAAAUCACUCCCAAGGAUUAAGCUACCAUGCCCAACAGUUGAACAUACCCACCACGGUGGUGAUGCCAAACGUUGCGCCCAUUAUGAAGAUUGAGAAUUGUCGGUCGUACGGCGCGAAAGUAGUCGUACAUGGCCAUGACAUGAAGGAAGCUAAAUACCACGCAAUGACGCUGGCAAAAGAGAAAGGGCUUACAUACAUUAAUGGAUACGACCAUCCCCACAUAAUGGCUGGCCAGGGGACAGUGGGGUUAGAAAUACUUGAACAAGUCUCAGAUGUCGACGCCAUCUUGGUUCCCGUUGGGGGUGGAGGCUUACUGGCGGGAGUUGCUACUGCUGUAAAACAUCUUAAACCACAUGUUCUUAUAUAUGGUGUGGAAACAGAAAAGUGCCCUAGUAUGGAGGAGGCGAUGCGGCAUGAAUCCCCAAAAUGUGUGGAGAUCCGAUCAACGCUGGCAGAUGGUCUUGCCGUACCGACCGUUGGGUUUAACGCCUUUUUCACUGUCAAAUCACUUAUCGAUAAAAUGAUUACUGUGAACGAAGACUGGCUAGCCAGAGCCAUACUGCGGCUAGUGGAACAAGAGAAGUAUGUUGUUGAAGGUGGUGGUGCAGUGGGAGUAGCAGCCAUCAUGGCUGGUUUUGUACCAGAACUUACCGGCAAGAAGGUGGUUUGCAUACUAUCAGGUGGUAACAUCGAUACAACAAUAUUAGGUCGUUGUUUGGAACGAGGUUUGGCAGCUGAGCAGCGGUUGGUAAAAUUUAAAGUGACAGUCAGUGAUCGACCGGGUGGAAUCGCAGAGCUUUGCAAGCUUUUGGCUUCGUUGGGAGUGUCAAUAAAGGACAUCAUGCAGGAACGCGCUUGGGUGUAUGGGGAUAUAUUUAGUGUUAGGGUAAAAGUAGUAUGUGAAACUAGGGGGCCAGAUCACAUGGCACAACUGCGAACUAUGAUAAUGAACACAUACAAAGAGUGGUAUUUUGCGAGGGAAUUUGGAGACCGAGAUCGACGCCCAAGUACAGAUUCACUAGAUGACGUUUCUCAUUAGGAACUUCUCCUAGUACCCUAGUAGUUUUGAGAAAAUUUGAGAUUAUUGUAGCGGUCAUACACGGUAAUCUUUAUCUAUAAAAUGAAAAACCGUCAUUUUUUUUCUAAGAAAAGCUCGCAAUAUCUUUUUUCGACCAAUUUAUUAGAAUAAAUUAUGCACACGCGUUAGAAAUAUACUUCUUUGGCGUAACAAGAUCUCUUUGAGAAUUUUAUCGUUUGCCAUAUUCUACGUUUGUAGAAAAAAAUAAUAGACCACUAACAAUAGAAAAAAGGUUUUACGUCAUUGAAAGUAUUAUGAUAACGCAUUAAAAAAUAAAGUUUUUUUAAAUAUCACAAGAAAACUAAAAUGUUGACUAUCCUAACUUCAGGGUGUCGGUUUUUUGAGACGGUGUGCAUCGUAAAAAUGUAUCCUCAUAAUUUUCCCUAACGCGCCAAAAGAAGUAUAACUUCAAAAAAUUAUUGGCCUGUCGGCCUAAGCUAUUUCAUAUUUUUACUAUCUAGUGGAAAACUUGUAGGGCCUACGAUUUCUAUUAGUAUCUUUUUUGUUUUUCUGUCUAACGUACGCCGAUGACUGUUUUGCUCUUAGUUUCCUUCACCGUGCGAUUGAGUGUUAAAUUCCCAUAUACCUACACAGUAAGUCCAUGCACAGUCGGGGCUGGAACCUAUAUCUUCAGGGGUGAGAGCCGUUCAAUAAACCGUCUCAUAGUUAUUAAAGUAAACAUUCAUUCUUUCUCACCAGGAUAACAACAAUCAAUUUCAGCUCUAUUAUAAACUACUUAGGGUAAGAAUAUUUCUAUUUCUUAAGUCUCGAU